Colias croceus (clouded yellow) is the source of this 4937-nucleotide messenger RNA. It is a transcript of the gene mib1, whose product is annotated as E3 ubiquitin-protein ligase mib1. The record is from RefSeq and is a predicted model, not a curated record. NCBI's taxonomy places the organism in Eukaryota, Metazoa, Arthropoda, Insecta, Lepidoptera, Pieridae. The transcript is spliced from 17 exons. Gene Ontology annotation, molecular function: protein binding; ubiquitin-protein transferase activity; zinc ion binding. Bases 79 to 3426 code for a protein of 1115 amino acids. Gene Ontology annotation, biological process: protein ubiquitination. Gene Ontology annotation, cellular component: cytoplasm.
AUUCUCAAUAUUGUGUACGAUUAAAGUUUGCCUUUAGGUCGUUUGCCUAAAUAUUAUUAUAUUAAUCAUUUCCUGAAAAUGGAAUCAAAUGUGGCAGGAGCUACAACAUCGUCAAGAGCGACUAGAUUUAUGAUGGAAGGGGUAGGAGCUCGUGUAAUACGAGGACCUGAUUGGAAAUGGGGCAAACAGGAUGGAGGUGAAGGACACGUAGGCACGGUACGCAAUUUUGAAUCUCCGGAAGAAGUGGUAGUAGUGUGGGACAAUGGAACAGCUGCAAACUAUCGAUGUUCAGGAGCUUACGACCUGCGUAUUCUGGACAGUGCACCCACAGGGGUAAAACACGACGGUACCAUGUGUGAUACAUGCCGCCAACAACCUAUAUUUGGUAUUCGUUGGAAAUGUGCAGAGUGUAGUAAUUAUGAUCUAUGCUCAGUCUGUUACCAUGGAGAUAAGCACAAUUUGAGGCAUAGAUUCUAUAGAAUAAGCGCACCAGGAACAGAGAGAUGUCUUGUUGAACCAAGGAGAAAAAGUAAAAAGCAAGCUGUUAGAGGUAUAUUUCCUGGAGCUAGAGUUGUUAGAGGGGUUGAUUGGCAAUGGGAAGACCAGGAUGGUGGAAAUGGCAGGCGUGGAAAAGUGAAUGAAGUACAGGACUGGUCUGCAGCCAGCCCUCGCUCAGCUGCUUAUGUAAUAUGGGAUAAUGGAGCUAAGAAUCUUUAUAGAGUUGGAUUUGAGGGGAUGGCAGAUUUAAAAGUAGUAAAUGAUGUCAAAGGUCAAAAUGUUUACAAAGAGCAUCUGCCUCUAUUGGGGGAGCUUGGACCUGGUAGCACAGGGCCGCAUGGCUUGCAAAUAGGGGAUCAGGUCAACAUAAAUCUCGACUUAGAGAUAGUACAGUCGCUACAGCUUGGCCAUGGAGGGUGGAUAGAUGCAAUGUUCGAAUGUCUGAGCACAACUGGCACUGUUGUGGGUAUUGAUGAGGAUCAUGAUAUUGUUGUUACUUAUCCUAGUGGCCAUCGGUGGACGUUCAAUCCUGCUGUUUUGACAAAGGUGUGCAGUGCAAAUAUGAGCGCUUCGACAUCCGGCGGCGCUACUUCUGGCAGUAGUGUGUUUGCAGUCGGCGAUAUUGUUCAAGUCUGUUCUGACAAGGAACGUGUGAAAGCAUUGCAGCGCGGACAUGGGGAAUGGGCGGAGACUAUGGCGCCUACCCUUGGUAAAAUAGGUCGCGUGCAACAGAUAUAUCACGACAAUGACCUUAAAGUGGAAGUCUGUAAUAUGACCUGGACAUACAAUCCAAAUGCAGUUACUAAGCUUGUUUCAUCUGAUGGCAGCCUUCCGUAUUACUCCCCUGGUGAGCGUCUAUCCGUGUUAUUGAAGCGGUUGUUCGAGUCGCACGGCAGCGCGAACGAGGAGCUGGUGAAGGCGGCGGCCAACGGGGACGCGGCGCGGUGCGCGGACAUACUGGCGCGGGCCGACGCGCAGGCGGACGUCAACGGCGUGUACGCGGGGCACACCGCGCUGCAGGCGGCCGCGCAGAACGGGCACGUGGACGUGAUCCAGCGGCUGGUGGAGGCGGGCGCGGAGGCGGACGCGGAGGACCGCGACGGGGACCGCGCCGUGCACCACGCGGCGUUCGGCGACGAGCCCGCCGCCCUGCGCGCGCUGGCCGCCGCCGGCGCCGACCUCAACGCGCGCAACCGCCGCCGCCAGACGCCGCUGCACAUCGCCGUCAACAAGGGCCACCUGGGCGUCGUGCGCACGCUGCUGCAGCUGGCCGUGCAUCCCAGCCUGCAGGAUUCCGACGGCGAUACACCAUUGCACGAUGCAAUUUCAAAGAAACGGGACGACAUAUUGACUUUGCUGUUGGACCACGGAGCGGACAUGACACUCACUAACAGUAACGGCUUCAACGCUCUGCAUCAUGCCGCACUUCGGGGAAAUCCAAGUGCCAUGAAGAUAAUGCUGGCCAAACUACCUCGUCCAUGGAUAGUGGACGACGCGAAGGACGACGGCUACACGGCCCUCCACCUGGCGGCGCUAAACAACCACGCGGAAAUAGCUGAAUUGCUGGUCCGGGGGGGCGCAAGGCCAGACCUGCAGAACGCGAACCUGCAAACAGCCCUCCAUCUCGCAGUGGAGAGACAGCAUACGCAAAUCGUCCGCCUGCUCAUUGCGAACGGAGCUAACCUCAACAUUUGUGACAAGGACGGUGAUACGCCUCUUCACGAGGCCCUAAGACAUCACACGUUGCAGCAGUUGAGGCGAUUGCAGGACGUCACCGAUUUCCCCACACUCGGCGGGAUUGCGAACGCACACGACAAAAAGUCAUCCGCCUCCAUCGCAUGCUUCCUUGCUGCUCAUGGCGCUGAUUUAACCAUCAAAAAUAAAAAAGGUCAGACACCAUUGGACCUGUGCCCCGAUCCGAAUCUAUGUAAGACGCUGACGUCAUACCGCAAGGAAGCCGGCACCACCAGCGAUGGUACCCCCGAGAGCGAGAGUUCUUUGAGUGCUCCCGUCGCAAGCACAUCUAUAGCAUCUCACACGCCGCAAACACCCCAAACGCCACAAACGCCGCAAGUGCCGUACACGCCGCAAGUGCCGCACGCGCCGCAAGUGCCGCACGCGCCGCAAGUGCCGCACACGCCGCAAGUGCCACCAGCCACUGACGCGCCCAAACAAGACGCAGCCAGCGACGAGUGCCUCGUAUGCUCGGACGCCAAACGGGACACACUGUUCAGACCCUGCGGACACAUUUGCUGCUGUAACGUCUGCGCCGCAAGGGUGAAGAAAUGCCUCGAGUGCCGCGCGAGCGUGUCGUCCCGUUCGCGCGUGGGCGAGUGCGUGGUGUGCUCGGAGGCGCCCGCCACGGUCGUGUUCCAGCCGUGCGGCGACGUGUGCGCGUGCCGCAGCUGCGCGCCGCUCAUGCGCAAGUGCGUCAAGUGCAGGACGCCGCUGCACCACAGCGGGCUCAACAUUGAUUUGGAGAAAGAGAGCACGAGCAACCUAGCAUCAGUUCAAGUGAACAAAGGGCAACCGGCACCCGCACAAGCGGCGCCUCACCACAUGAACAACGGCAGCCGAACCGCAGCACCAAAUAGCAACAACAAUUCCCAAGCCACCGGUCACACAGCUCAGCCACCCGCAGCUGUGCCGCAAGCUAACCAUGCUGUGCCGCAAGCGAGCCAUGCUGUGUCUCCAGCUGGCCAUGCUGCGUCCUCAACUUCGCCCGCUGCGCCCUCUACGGCCGAGGUACAGAAACUACAACAGCAGUUGCAGGACAUUAAGGAACAGACAAUGUGUCCCAUAUGCCUCGACCGUCUCAAGAACAUGAUAUUCCUGUGCGGGCACGGCAUGUGCCAGAUGUGCGGGGACUGCAUCACCGUGUGUCCGAUUUGCCGAAAAUUGGUCGAAAAACGCAUACUACUGUAUUAGUACCAGAUUAGUACAAUAAAAUAGUGCAUGAAAAUUUGUUUGAUCUGUGUAACUCGCAUAAAUUAUUAUAGGCUGCAUGUUAAACUAUUGUAAACGUGAUGAUGUUAAAACAUUGGUAGGGCUUUUAAGUUUUAAUGCCUUCGAUUAGAUUUAAAAAGUAUCCAAAUAUACCAUGGAAUGUAUGUUAUUAAAAAUAAUUUUCAAGGUUAUCCAAAAAUGCAUAAUUUAGAGAAACUUUAUACUUUAUAUUUGGCAAUUCAGGAAACAUUUCUCUUAUUAAUUUUUUUUAUUGUGUUUCCAAUUUAUAUUAAAACAAAGAUCUAUAAUUUAAAAAAGUAAUACGUUGGAAAGAUUUAAAACCCGCAAGGAACAAAUUGCAAAAAUAAUUGCAAUUUGUUAUGAAUCAGUGUAUGGUAAUUAUUGAACUCUUAUACAAGUUAUAUCUACUCAAAUAUAUUUAAUUAUUAUUUAUUGAUACAACUAUUAUGUGAAUCAGUUUUUGUCGUACUGCUUACAUUCGCUUUUUAAUUUCGUUUUUGUCGUUUUGAUUACAGUCGCUUUUUAAUUUCGUUAUUUUCAAAUGAAGGUAAUUUAUUAAAGUUAAGAAUUGUCGAUAUGGACUAAAAUGAAUUAAAUGUUAGCAACAAUAUUUGUUUACAUACGGAAAUAUUUAAAUGCAUUAACUUUAAUUAUAUAGUUUUCAAAAUAUUAACUGUUAAGUACUAUUCUGUUGAUUUCUGAAUUAAAUCUUAAUAUGUUAUUUAAGUCUUUCGUCAUAUAUGAAUAUUUACACUGCUUUAAUUUAGAAUAAUUAAUUUUUAAUUUGAAUGAAAUAAAUGUUAUGGUUGAUAAUUAUUAUUGUUACAAGUAUGUUUAUUAGAUGUUACUGCGAACUUAUUUUAGAUAGUAAAUGGGCUUACAAUGUAGGGAACAAUAUUGAGUAAAGAAUUCUAUACAAGUUUUUAAAAUAAUUAAUAAUAAUAUUGUAAUGCUGGUUGCCUUAAACAGAGAUGUAAUAAGUACUAAUGUAUUCAUAUGGAGAUUGUAUAUUCUGCCACGACUAAAAAAUGUAACUUUAGGUAUAGGUACCAAUGAAUGUAAUUAUUUAUUUUCAUAAUUUAUAAACAGCCAGAAAGGCAUAGCUCAUUUAUACUUUCAUUAAAUUUUAGUAAAUAUUACAUCUAUGAAUAUAUAAAUUAAACUCAUGUGAGUGAUAACAAUGUUAAAGUUGAAUAUUUAGCUUUUGUUAUAUAAUCUUUAUAGCACUGUAAUUUAGGUUAAUUAGUGAAUUGUUUCCAUUUUCAUUAAUUAAUCAAUAUUUAACGUAAUUUUAUUUAAGGCACAAAUGUUAAAUGUUAUUUAUCAAAGCAAAUUUUAUACGCUCGCAUUCGUAUUGAAUUGCUUCAGAGUUCAGACUUAGAUAACUCAGUUUAGCUUGUCUAUGCCUUGUUCAGAUAUUUUUUAAUAUUUUCAUUUAAUUAUUUUAAUAAACGAAAUUUCUGCCCGUGUCU